GCCCAGAAAAGAAGAACAACAACAAAAGAUGAUGCAAACCCUAUUAUAACACAUAAACUCCAAAUUAAACUCAUCGGAUCGAUCGAUAUGGGGAUGGUGGAAGAAGCUCAUAACGUGAGGGUGAUCGGAAAAGGAUCUAAGACGGUGGUUCUGGCUCAUGGAUUUGGGACGGACCAGUCGGUGUGGAAGCAUCUGGUACCUCAUCUGGUUGAGGAUUAUCGUGUGGUUCUGUAUGAUAAUAUUGGAGCUGGUACGACCAAUCCUGAAUAUUACGACUUUGAACGAUAUUCCUCCGUCCAAGGCUUCGCCUACGACCUUAUCGCCAUCUUUGAAGAGCUUCAACUUCAAGACUGUAUCUUCGUUGGUCACUCUCUUUCUUCCAUGGUCGGCCUCCUUACUUCCAUCUCUCACCCUCAUCUCUUCUCUAAGCUCAUCUUAGUCUCCGCUACUCCAAGGCUUCUGAACGAUGCGGACUAUUACGGAGGGUUCCAUCAAGAAGAUCUGAGCCAACUGUUCGAAGGGAUGCAAUCUAACUACAAAGCAUGGUGCGCGGGGUUUGCUCCCAUGGCGGUCGGCGGCGAUCUGGACUCCGUCGCCGUCCAGGAAUUCGGCCGAACCCUCUUCAACAUGAGGCCCGACAUAGCCCUCAGCUUGACUCAGACCAUCUUCCAGUUCGACAUGAGGCACAUUCUCGGCCUCGUCACCGUCCCCUGCCACAUCAUUCAGAGCUCCAGGGACCACUCCGUCCCUCUCGUCGUCUCCGAAUACCUCCAACAACAUAUCGGCGCUAAGUCCAUCGUCGAGAUCACCCCCACCGAAGGUCACUUGCCGCAGUUGAGCUCGCCGGACAUCCUUGUCCCCGUUUUGCUCCGCCACAUCCGUGACGAUAUUGCCGACCCAAAAUGAUUAUCGAUAUCGCUCACUGCUUCUAGGUACAUCGUCGACGUUUUGGUUCCCAAAAUGCAAAACAAGAGAAAAAAAAACUACAUCAUCUAAGCACUCAAACAUGGUCAAGAAAAAUACAGUAUGUUAAAAAACUUUGAACUCCAAUUCACUAGACUAAAAGUUUAUAUCAGAUCUUAAGGAUCUUAAAAUCUUAUAGUAACUUUUAAUAUUUGAAAUAAUUUCCCCUAGUGAUCAGCUUAGUUCUUUUUUUCCCCCACUUUUGAACUUCUUCAUGUUCUUUUUUGUAACAUACUUAUUGCGUUUUGUAUGAAAGAAU
Neltuma alba is the source of this 1222-nucleotide messenger RNA. RefSeq names its product probable esterase KAI2. NCBI's taxonomy places the organism in Eukaryota, Viridiplantae, Streptophyta, Magnoliopsida, Fabales, Fabaceae. The transcript has 2 exons. The record is from RefSeq and is a predicted model, not a curated record. The coding region runs from base 88 to 906 and encodes 272 amino acids.